ACACUGUAGGCCGGGAGUGAGGAGGUGAAGCCGCUCCCGCCCGCAGUCACUCACUCGCUCGUCCGUCCGUCCCGCCUCGGCCCUCGCCGCUCCAGGCCACCGACCCGACUCCCUAGUACCGCCGUCAUGUUCAUCAUCAGGUCCGAGUACGACAGAGGUGUUAACACGUUCUCUCCAGAAGGCCGGCUAUUUCAAGUUGAAUAUGCUAUCGAAGCCAUUAAGUUGGGCUCCACUGCGAUCGGGAUCCAGACAAGCGAGGGUGUUGUUCUCGCCGUCGAGAAGAGGAUCACAUCUUCACUGAUGGAACCCAACAGCAUCGAGAAAAUAGUGGAAAUUGAUACACACAUAGGAUGUGCAAUGAGUGGAUUAAUAGCUGACGCCAAAACCUUGAUCGACAAAGCACGUGUUGAGACGCAGAAUCACUGGUUUACCUACAAUGAAAACAUGACGGUUGAGAGUGUGACCCAGGCCGUCUCCAACCUGGCCUUGCAGUUUGGUGAAGAAGAUGCAGACCCUGGUGCAAUGAGCCGACCGUUUGGCGUGGCGUUGCUGUUUGGAGGGAUUGAUGAAAAGGGACCACAAAUGUAUCACAUGGAUCCGUCGGGGACCUUUGUACAGUGUGUUGCCAGAGCCAUUGGUUCUGCUUCAGAGGGAGCGCAGAGUGCCCUGCAGGAGGUCUAUCACAAGUCGAUGACAUUAGACGACGCAAAGAAGGAAGCGCUCACCAUCCUCAAACAAGUCAUGGAGGAAAAGCUCAGCGCGACUAAUAUUGAGCUCGCAACAAUAGAGCCUUUAAAAGUAUUCCACAUGUAUACAAAGGAAGAGCUGGAGGAGGAAAUUAAGAAAAUUUGAAUUUGGGCCCUGACUAUUGUUUCCUCGAGCAUCAAUUCAAGCAAUCAAAGUUCCAAGCUCCGGAGAUUGUUGGUUUGUGGAAUAGAACUUGUUGUAGGACUGAGCAAUUUCAGAUAAAGUUACUGCAUAUGUAAUAUGUUUUAUCCUGGUUUUUGGGGAAAUCUCUGUACAUAGUGCAUUGAAAACCAUUAUUAUCAACCAAAUGGGACGAAAUAAAUUUUUGUUACUGAUG
Molecule: messenger RNA, 1084 nt
Organism: Leucoraja erinaceus (little skate)
Lineage: Eukaryota; Metazoa; Chordata; Chondrichthyes; Rajiformes; Rajidae
Gene: psma5
Product: proteasome 20S subunit alpha 5
Exons: 9
Coding region: 127-852 (241 amino acids)
Biological process (GO): proteasome-mediated ubiquitin-dependent protein catabolic process
Cellular component (GO): proteasome core complex; nucleus; proteasome core complex, alpha-subunit complex
Source: RefSeq, a predicted model, not a curated record